Mytilus trossulus (common blue mussel) is the source of this 1735-nucleotide messenger RNA. RefSeq names its product heat shock 70 kDa protein 12B-like. The record is from RefSeq and is a predicted model, not a curated record. NCBI's taxonomy places the organism in Eukaryota, Metazoa, Mollusca, Bivalvia, Mytilida, Mytilidae. The transcript is spliced from 4 exons. Bases 170 to 1735 code for a protein of 521 amino acids.
UUCACGUGAUACAAACGUCAUUGAUCUAAAAAAAAUACUUGUGUCUUAUCAGAAAUACAGUAGAGAGGUAUAUAUAGUGUUUAUUGACGCAUUGAAUCUGAUCCGUCAAAUAAAACGGACCGACAUAAAAAAUAAGAUGAUAUAGUUGAAACUGAAAGCUAAAACAGAAAUGGCGAAUAGUUAUGAAACUAUAUCUGAUUGUUUGUUGGUGGCGGCCAUUGAUUUUGGUACGACCUUUUCUGGGUAUGCAUUUGCCUUUAAGAGUGACUACAAGGAAGAUCCUCUGAAGAUAUCCGGGUUUACAUGGACAUUAGGUUCUCAAGCAGGACUUUCUCUCAAGACCCCAACAUGUGUAUUGUUUAAUCCCAGAGGUGACUUUGAUUCAUUUGGAGCAGAGGCCGAGGAAAAGUAUACAGCUCUUGCAGAAAGUGAGGAUCAUCAAAGUUGGUACUUUUUCAGCAGGUUUAAAAUGCAGUUGUACAAAAAUCAUGAGAUACCACGUAAUCUCACAAUAGAGGAUGACCAAGGAAAACAUCUGGAAGCUAUAAAAGUCAUUUCAAAAAGUAUCAACUAUCUACGGGGACAUUUGAUGGAACAAAUAGCCAAGAGAGAUAUCCAGAUAAAAAAGACGGAGAUCACAUGGGUUCUAACCGUGCCUGCCAUCUGGUCUGAUCCAGCCAAACAGUUUAUGAGGGAAGCUGCUGUAGAGGAAGUACAAACUGAUGGAUCUAUUAAACAACUGUAUAUGGCCAAUGGGGGUGACUGGGGAGGAACUAAAGUGGACCAGGCGUUUGAUGAAUACAUGAUGGAGCUGGCAGGACCUGCGACUGUUUACAAAUUUCGGGAUGAAGAUAAAGCUGGACACUUGGAUCUUUGCAGAGAAUUCGAAAUCAAAAAGCGUAACAUCCAACCAGAUCAAACGUCGAAAGUGACAUUCAGAGUUCCUAGUACUUUAAGCGAAAUAUUCAAAAGGGAAGAAGGUACAGAUUUUAAACAGUCGGUGUCUUCAUCUAAGCGAGUAACAUGGGUUGGUGACAAACUGCGUGUUGAUGCAGCUUUGGCGCAAGGUUUUUUCGAUUCAACCUGUCAACACAUUGUUCAGCAUUUGAAAGGCAUCUUUAAUGAAGAAAAAGUGAGAGGUACAAAUACCAUUCUAAUGGUUGGUGGGUUUUCCGAUUCUCCAAUGCUUCGAAAAGCUGUUGAACUAAGCUUUCCAGAUAAAAAUAUAAUUAUUCCACACGAGGCUGGUUUGGCAGUAUUGAAAGGAGCGGUUCAAUACGGUUAUGAUCCAAGAAUUAUAUCUACACGAAUCUGCAAGUUCACAUAUGGAGUUCGGACAAACUCUAGAUUCAAGGAAGGUAUUGAUCCUGAAAGCAAACGAAAAAUUAGAGACGGAAAAUCAAAAUGUGGAGAUUCAUUCAGUAAACAUGUAAUAAUUGGACAGGCCGUUCAUAUCAAUGAGGCAAUAGAAGAAAAAAUGUAUUAUCCAUCGUACUCUGAUCAGACAAAAAUGCGCGUUUCCAUCUAUACAUCUACAGAGGAAGACCCCCGGUACACGGAUGACCCCUCGUGCGCCUAUCUAGGAGAACUCACUGUACAUAUGCCUGACACCAGAGGAGGAAAGCACCGCCAGGUAUCUGUUCAACUGACGUUCGGGGGUACAGAAAUAGAAGUAACGGCAACGAAAACAGGAACUGGAGAAGAAACCAAAGCAUUCCUCAAUUUCUUGCGUUAG